AUGAUUUAUGAAAAAGGUAAAUUAGAGACUGAAGGAAACUAUGAUGUCAACGCUUCUAGCAAGUUACUUUAGACCUAAAAUGAUUUCAACUAAAUUUUUAUAGAGAAUUGUGAUGUAGAGGGUGAUUAAAAAGUUAUUAAAAUUGAAGCAUAUAAAAUUUCUGUCUCUAAAAUUAUUCUGAGCACUGUCUUAUCUAUCAUAACAGGUACAGUUUUUGCUUUGAUAUUGAGAAAUUCAUUGAGAAUCAGACUAAAAUCUAUUUAUAAUAAGUCUGAUAUUGAUCAAGCCACUCACUUCUUGAUAACUAACUUUGAUGGAAGCUAGGACAUAGUUAAAAGAAUAAACAGUGAAUCUAAAAAUAGCAUUUUAUUCAUAAAUCGCCACAUGAAAUAUAAGUACUUUGAUGACGGAAACAAAAAAGCAUUUUAUCCUGUAUAUUAUCAUUAAAUUGAAAAACAAACUCUAAGAGAAAUCAACAAGAUACACUGUCAAGGCCUAAGUGACCACAAAGUAGAAACUCACUUGAAAAAAUAUGGAAACUGCUAAAUUUAAGUCCCUAUUCCUACUCUCUUUGAAUAUUUAGUUGAUGUUCUAACUAAAAUUUUCUAUAUUUUUCAAUAUAUUAGUGUACUAUUUUGGAUUUUAGAAGGCUUUCUUCAAUUUGCUAUAGUAAUGAUUUGUGUAUCUAUUGUUAUUACUUUAAUUAACUACUACUUGCUAAGAAUAUCUAUGAAUAAGUUGAAAAAGUUUGCAAAAAUAGAUCUAAAAUUGAGAGUAAUUAGAAACGGUGAAGAUUAAACUAUUAAUUCAGUAGAUUUACUACCAGGCGACGUAUUUUAUUAUUAGAAUAAUAUGUAGCUCCCUUGUGACUCGCUUCUUCUCAGUGGAGAUGUCUUAGUAAAUGAAAGCUCUCUUACAGGUGAAUCUAUUCCUGUACCAAAGGUAAGCAUUUAAUAAAAUGAGCAAUAAGAUGAGUUUUUCAACAUAGAGACUAUGAAAAAUAAUGUCUUAUUUGAAGGCACAAGAGUUAUUUAAAUUAAAGGAGAACAAAUUUAUGGUAUUGCUUUGAGAACAGGAUAUGCUUCAUUUAGAGGCAGUAUGUUUAGAGCAAUGCUUUAUCCUAAAGCAAUUGAGUUCUAUUUUUACAGAAAUGGUAUUUAUUUUAUUUUGGUGCUUAUUUGUUUAGCUAUGAUAGCUUAUCUCAUCGAGCUUUACUUUGUGAUACAAGUAAAACUUCCAACAGUCCUUAUCAUUUACAGAAUAUUUGAUGUUUUAACUUGGAUUAUACCUCCAGCUCUUCCUAUUUUUUUCAGUAUUUGCUAAACAAUUUCUUUACUUAGAUUAGGCAAAAAACAAAUUCUUGCUACUGACCCAGCUAAAGUUGUUGUUGCUGGAGAUGUAUCUAUCAUGUGCUUUGAUAAAACUGGAACUCUUACUAAUGAUUCUAUGGAAAUUUAUGGGUAUUGUGAUUAUCUAUGCAAUUAAAUUAAACAAAAAUUAGCUUUCGAAAGUGAAAAAGAAAAAUUGUUGCACAAAUUCUUUGGGUCAUGCCACGGUGUCUAUUUAGUCAACGGAGAGAAUUUAGGGGAUGAAUUAGACAUAAGAAUGUUGGAGUUCUCGCAAUAUAAGAUUUUACCAGAAGAAUCAAAAGAAUUUAAAUUCAAAGUAUAAAGGUAAAGCGACAAUUCUCUUUUGACAAUUUAUAAAGUUUGGGAAUUUGAAAGCUCUUUACAAAGAAUGACUGUCAUUAUGAAUGAUGAACAAGAUUAAAAAAUGUAUGGAAUUGUUAAAGGUUCUCCUGAAAAAAUAUUUGAUAUGUGCAACAAAAAUAGCAUAGAUUAACAAAACUACAAAAAAAUGUUAAAUGAACUUACAAAUAAAGGUCUUAGAGUUAUUGCAUUCGGAUAUAAAGAAAUAAAUAAUAAAGAAUUAUUGAGAAAUGAUGUUGAGUAAGACAUACAAUUUUUAGGUUUAUUUGUAUUAGAAAAUAAAUUAAAAGUAGAUACUAGUGAAGUAAUUUUGCGUUUAUAAAAUGGUAGCAUCUAAUGUAAAGUAAUUUCAGGUGAUAAUCUUUUAACUACUAUAUAAUGCGCUAAGGAAGCCAAUAUUUUAGCAGAUGAGCCAUCUCAUAUUUUAGUUUGCAAUUAGAUGAGUGAUUGUUACAUUUAAUCUUCUUUAGAAAAAAUUCAAGAUCCUCUAAAAUUGAUAGCUUCUUAAGAAGUACAGAAGUACAGUCUUGGAAUAACAGGCCAAUUUUUAGAACAAAUUCUAAAUAAUUUGGAAAACAGAACUGGAUAGGUUGAAAAAUAGACUUUGAAAAAUCUUUUAACAAAUACAACUGUAUUUUCAAGGUGUAAACCUAAGCAAAAGGCUGAAAUAAUUUAUCUAUUAUAAACAAUUUUGAAUGAAAAAGUUGGUAUGAUUGGAGAUGGUGCUAAUGAUUGUUCUGCUAUAAAAUAAGCUGAUAUAGGAAUAUCAUUCACGAAAACAGAUGCCUCUUACUCUUCCCCAUUUUCUUAUUCUGAAAGUAGUUUAGAAUGUGUUAUCAAAGUUUUAGCUGAAGGAAGAUGCACUCUCAGUAAUAUGAUAGAGGUCUUUAAAAACUACUUAACUAUGAAUAUGUUGAAAUUUGUUGGAGCAUCAAUCUUAAUAUUAGAGCUUUCUCAUUUAUCUAAUUUUUAAAUUACCUUCUAAAAUUACUUGCAAAUAGUUCCUUUCUUUUUGAUGCUUUCUUUAUGUAGGCCUCUUAAUGAUCUUACUCCAUACAGACAGAUAACAAAUAUGAUGGGUAUUAUUUUUAUUUUUUCUUAAAUCGGUCAAUAAAUAUUUUUAUUAAUUUUUAAAGGUAUUGAGAAUUUUUUCAGUGUUCUUGGACUUAUUAUUAUAUCUAGUGGUUAAAUUUUGACAAGUUACUUUUAUCUAAGAAGCUAAAGCUGGUAUAUUUAAAAUACUGAAAUCCCUUCUAACGAUUAAUUCAUUUAGCAUGGAUAAGCUUUAGGCAUAAUAUUUUUGUCAACAACUUUAGCUUUUGAUUUUAUUUUGUUUAGCUUAUAUUUAUCUUAUCCUAUAAAGCAGAGGAUUUACUAAAAUUAUAUACUCUUUGCAGCUUUAACUGCCAUCUUCAUUUACAUGUUCUUUGUCUAUCUACUUCCAGAAUAAUCAGGUUAAACGUUUUUAGACUUAGACAAAGAAACUGUCAGUCACAAGAAGUUUAUGGCCAUUUAAUUGAUAAUUGCUUUGUGCUUUGGGUUCGGAAUGAUCUUAUACGAGGAUUUUAUAGUUAAAAGAUAUUUAGGUCCUUGUAAAAAAAGCCCUAAUACUUUAAAAAAAACAAAUUCUUCAAUGAAAUAGAUUUCCAAAGAAUAAAACUGA
Messenger RNA from Tetrahymena thermophila SB210, 3372 nucleotides. RefSeq names its product E1-E2 ATPase family protein. Gene Ontology annotation, cellular component: membrane. The record is from RefSeq and is a predicted model, not a curated record. NCBI's taxonomy places the organism in Eukaryota, Ciliophora, Oligohymenophorea, Hymenostomatida, Tetrahymenidae. The transcript has 5 exons. Gene Ontology annotation, molecular function: ATP binding; ATP hydrolysis activity; P-type transmembrane transporter activity.